Salvelinus namaycush (lake trout) is the source of this 3191-nucleotide messenger RNA. Its product is annotated as neuroepithelial cell-transforming gene 1 protein-like. Lineage: Eukaryota; Metazoa; Chordata; Actinopteri; Salmoniformes; Salmonidae. Gene Ontology annotation, biological process: positive regulation of Rho protein signal transduction; intracellular signal transduction. The record is from RefSeq and is a predicted model, not a curated record. Bases 16 to 1869 code for a protein of 617 amino acids. Gene Ontology annotation, molecular function: guanyl-nucleotide exchange factor activity. The transcript has 10 exons.
GGUUCUGCAUUUCAAAUGGAGGAAACCAAUGAAGCACAGGUCCAAAGUCCGAUACCAGAGAAACAGAAUGACAGACCGAAGAGAAAGGCAAACAAGAAGAGGAAGUUCUCCAUCGAUGAUGAGACGUCCGGCGAGAGCAAUAACAAUACCAAAUCAAGGCCUGGACUGAGAAGAGGGAGCUCCUUCACCUUCCUCACCCCUGGACCUCAAUGGGACUUCAGUCUGAAGCGGAAGCUCAGCGAGAAGGAUGACUCUGAUGCAGUCAGCCUGUGCAGCUUUGACUUCAAGGAACCCAGCAACAAGCGUGUCCGUCCUCUCGGCAGGGUGAGCUCGCUGGCUAACCUCAUCUCCCCCGUGAGGAAUGGGGCCGUCCGGCGCUUCGGCCAGACCAUCCAGUCCAUGUCCUUCCGGGGCGAUGGCAAUGGUGGCAAGACGCCGGGCGUGCCCCAGAAGCCAUGCAGUAAGGCGGCGGCGCCCACGCCGCCCAAGAGACGCAACAGCACGCUGUGGUCGGAGACAUUAGACGUCCACCAGAAGGGCACCUUCUCCACCAAGGAGAUCAAGAGACAGGAGGCCAUAUUUGAGUUGACUCGCGGAGAACAGGACCUGAUUGAGGACCUCCAGCUCGCACGCAAGGCGUACCACGACCCCAUGCUGAAGCUGAGUAUCAUGUCGGAAGAGGAGCUGACCCAUAUCUUCGGGGACCUGGAUGCCUACAUCCCCCUCCACGAGGACCUGCUGGCCCAGCUGGCCAGAGCCACCGGCCCCGACGGCACUGUGGGACAGAUAGGACAAAUCGUUGUUAGCUGGUUGCCAGGGCUGAAUGCAUACCGAGACUACUGCAGUAACCAGGUGGCGGCCAAGGCCCUGUUGGACCAGAAGAAACAGGACCGGAGGGUGCAGGACUUCCUGCAGCGCUGCCUGGAGUCUCCCUUCAGCAGGAAGCUGGACCUGUGGAGCUUCCUGGACAUCCCCCGCUCCCGCCUGUUCAAAUACCCCCUCCUGCUCAAAGAGAUCCUCAAACACACGGCACCCGAGCACCCUGACACGCCCCACCUGGAGUUAGCGAUCACCAUCAUCCAGGGUGUGUUGUCUGACAUCAACAUGAAGAAGGGUGAGUCAGAGAGCCAGUACUACAUAGACAAGCUGGAGUAUCUGGACGACAGGCAAAGAGACCCGCGCAUCGACCAGUGCAAGAGUCUGUUGUGUCACGGCGAGCUACGCAACAAGAGCGGAACAAAGCUGCAUGUGUUCCUGUUCACAGAGCUGUUGGUGAUGACCCGGUCUGUGACGCGGAACGAGCACCACUGUUUCCAGGUGUACCGGCAGCCAAUCCCGGUACAGGACCUGGUGCUGGAGGACCUGCAGGAUGGAGAUGUCAAAAUGGGUGGCUCCUUCAGAGGAGCAUUCAGUAACUCCGACAAAGCCAAGAACAUCUUCCGUGUGCGUUUCCAUGACCCGUCUCGGGGCCAGUCCCACACGCUGCAGGUCAACGACGUCUUCCACAAGCAGCAGUGGCUCAACUGCCUGCGCAGCGCCAUCUCCGUCCACCAGCCCGCCGAUGCCGCCGUCACCACGCCCGCUUCCUCCCCGGCAGCCGACGCCCACUCUAAGCGGCGCUCCUCCAAAAUCUCCAUCAUCCACACGGAGGAGGCCGACGAGAACUGCCCUUUGACGCCCGCAGGUGCAACGUCCGCCUCCAGUUCGCUAUGCGGGGACGAGACCCCCAGUCCCACCUCAACGUCUCCCUCCUCCCGCUCCUCAUCCUCCUCUUCAUCACCACUAUCCUCCCCGUCGCCCAAACACAAAACCAAAAAGGACAAGCGCUCCCUCAGUGCCUUAGGGAAGAGGAAGGAGACCAUGGUGUAAUUAGAGGGGAGAAAAUGGACUCCUGGGCGAGCGGACAAUAUGUUUGUACAUAAGGGAGGGGGAGCAGAUUGGGGGGGGGCUGGGUGUUCCCUCCCGUGGGACUUUUUAUUUAUGUGUCUGUGUGUUUUAUUAUUACAACAGUGUUUUGUGUUACUGUCCCCAUUGGCAGCUAUUUACUUUACUCUUCCAUCCCUCCACUGUUUGGUUCUGUCCACAAAGGGGCUAAGUGCAUACCAUUCAGUAUUCUGGAGAGGCCUGCUUGGCUUUCAGUAAUUAGAGACAAGUUGUGCAUAUUGUCCUGUUUACUGUUUGAUUUUUUUUAAAUUAAAGUUUUACUCCUUUUUUUUCAAUCUGAACUUACAGUAGCUCUAUGUUUAAAACAGCACUGUUUCUAGCUUUUAGCUGAAGUUCUUUAACUCUUUUUGGGGAUGUGAGGUGGAUAGAAGGGAAGAGUUCCCACAAUAGAUGAGACGUAUACGAAACUGAAAACUAUACAAUUUGUCUGAUUCGUAGGUGUACUGCAGGACGGGUCUUAUUUUUGUACAUUCCUAAUAACAGAUAUUUUUUUAUGAUCCGGCCACCUUUUUGCAUCUACUGCAGUUGAUGGCAUUAAUUUUAAUCAAAUUGCAUUUUAAUGGGGGAAAAAACAUAUCAAAUGAGAUUUUGUUUUACUACAAUGUAAAAACAAUUUAAACUGAGCCAUGUUGGUUUAAAAAGCUGACUCUUCCGAAUGAAAAUCUAUCACUUUUUAAUGUAGCAAUCUUGCAUGGAGCUUUAGUUUUUGACACUGCCACUACCCAGCCUCGGUAGUGGCAGGAGCAUGUACAUACUUGUCUGAUGGGUUGGGAUCUGCUGCGGAGAUGACGUAUAGCUGACAGAAUCCACAAAGAUGGGUUGAGAAAUGCAAAAGAGUAUGUUAGAAGAAGAUUUAAGAGAUGUGGAAAUAAAGAUGGAAAUGUUGAAUGUGUUUGAACUGAGAAGUUGGGGGUUUUGUUUUCAAGGUGUGUGUAGCCACUAGCCACGCAAUGAUGGAGCUCUGAGUGAGCUGGAAUGUGGUGCCUUGUCCAAAAUGGAGGUUGGAGGCACUGGUCAAAAAGCCAGUGAGAGAAAUGUAAAGAAAGACUAUGUAUGUUUGAGGGAGAAAACAGAUGAAGGUGUUGUCAAAGUGUUUUGUAGAAGGAAAAUGAGGGUUUGACUGUUUGAAAAGAACUGUACUGAAAAGUGAAGAGCUAGUAAAGGGCUGUGAUAUGACUGCCAUGGCCUGUAUGUAUGUGGUGUAAAAACGUCACAAAAAUCUAUAAUAAAGAUCUGUGUAAGAGUUG